This is a messenger RNA of Mercenaria mercenaria, 3765 nucleotides long. RefSeq lists its product as uncharacterized. The coding region runs from base 156 to 1868 and encodes 570 amino acids. Gene Ontology annotation, cellular component: chromatin; nucleoplasm. Gene Ontology annotation, molecular function: ubiquitin-protein transferase activity; zinc ion binding. Gene Ontology annotation, biological process: positive regulation of DNA-templated transcription. The transcript has 2 exons. The record is from RefSeq and is a predicted model, not a curated record. Lineage: Eukaryota; Metazoa; Mollusca; Bivalvia; Venerida; Veneridae.
UCGGUCAUAAAAUAUUUACACUUAAAAUCAACUUGAUAAAUUUUCUAUUAUUUAUAAAAGAUUAAAUUUAACUUCAAUAGGAUAUUUGAAAUAUUGUGGAAAAGUAAGGAACAAAUUAUAUCAGUUACAUAAACAAAGAUUUCUAAACUCUUACAAUGGCAGUUUCGGGUCGAAAGAUUUCUGAUUUUCAAGGUUCCAUAUCCAAAACCUCAGCAGAGGAUUUUGACCAUAGAUGUGAACCAUGUUUGGCGAUUGGUCAGCAAAUAGAAGCUCAUGGAUUUUGUAUGGACUGUCAAGAAUACCUGUGUAAGAACUGCUUUGCUUAUCAUCAAAGAACGAAGGCAUCAAAACAUCAUCAGCUGAUAAACAAAGAUAAUAUGGCUAAACAUGCUAUUAUUAAGCAGUCAGAAGAAUACAAUGAGAAGUGUCAAGUGCACAAAAAGGAAGUGAUUAAAUUUUUCUGUCCAAAACAUGAAGCUCUCGGCUGCAACGAUUGUAUCGUCCUGCAUCACAGAGCAUGCGACAUUGACUAUAUACCUAAGAAAUGUGCUGGUAUUGGGGACAGUGCAGAGUUCAGAGAGGUACUGAGGGAGCUGGACAAAAAAGUGAAUGAGGUUGAGGAUGUUAUAAAGCUGGCAUCAUGUAGAGAAAAAGAAUUGGAUUCCUGUCAUGACGAACUACUCAAAGAAAUUACAACGUUUCGCAAAGAGAUAAAUGAUCGCUUAGACCAACUACAACAGCAAAUCCAGACAAACGCUGAGAGAAAGAAGUUCACAGAUAAGCAAACGGUAAAGAAAGUGCUUGAAACAUGUACAAACAUUUCUUCAGAUAUCAAACUGCUCCAGUCUAGACUACAAGAUUACAAAGACUCACAGCAGAAUGGACAACUUUACAUUACAAUAAAACAAGCAAAAUCCAAACUAAAGUCAGACGAAAUAAAGGAGGCAGACAGAAGUUUAAAAAUGACAAAAAUGCAAUACACAUUUGAUCAAAACCAAGACCUGGAAAACAUGCUUUCAAGACAAAAUGCACUUGGAACGCUCACCCUCACUUCUUCUCCUGUAGCGUCAAAGGGGAGGAAACGAGUCGACAAAUUAACCCGCAAAGAAAACAUAAAUAUAAAGACGAAUUCAGAUCAGGAUGUAUGCUAUAUUACAGGAUGUGUUUUGCUGUCCUCUAAAAACAUUGUAGCGGCUGACUUUUCCAACGAGAAACUGAAAGUUUUUGACAUAGAAAGAAAUGAUUUGAUAUAUGAGAAACAACUUUCUUCAAAACCAUGGGACAUUGCAGUAAUGCCUCUGGACGAUAUUGCUGUGACAAUGCCAUAUAAGGACCAGAUCGUCAUAAUGACAUCUAGUGUGUUAACUGUUCGCAAAAUUCCAGUUAAUGGAAAUUGUUAUGGUAUAGCGUAUCAUCAAGGACACCUCUAUAUACUUCUCCAAGAAGACUCUAAGUGUGUAUUGAUCACAGAUACAUACGGUAGUGUCCAGAACACAAUUUUAUUGGAUGAUGAAAGAUUUGACAAACCACUCUACUUACUGCUAAGUGAGAAUCUAAAACAUAUCUUUAUCAGUAACUGGGGUAGCAACAGUGUCGUCAGUAUAACAUUACAAGGUGAUAUUUCUGGUGAAUACAAAAUCAAAGACUUUAACUCACCAACGGGAAUGAUGAUGCUAGACGAUGGAUCUUUGCUGAUGUGCGGCGGUUGGGAAAAUGGCAGAAUAUAUCGUAUCUCGAGUGAUUUGAAGCAAAGUCAGAAAAUGAUAGAUGAUCUGUCGUUCCCACAAUCUAUAUGCUACAAUCGUGAUCAACAGGAGGUCUAUCUUGGAAGUAUUUCUGAUCAGAUGAUUGUGUUGAGUGCAAAAUAAUGUAUUUCAUGACACAGCCAACGUCUUGGAUCAUGCAAAAUUCAGUGGAUUUCGGUUCCAGUAAUAGCUUGGACUACAAAAACUUAUCUGUGAACAUCUAUUCGACGGAAAAUAUAAACAAAAAUAAAGCCUCCUGUUUAUGAAUUACGGAACCACUGACAACACGGAAGGAAAAUAAAGUCAUGCCAGUGAACAUCUUCGAUUUCACGAACAACAAGUAGGGACCAUACUGCCCUGUGUGUCUGCAAACUCGCGUACACGGACAACGUGGAGGGAAAAUUAAUUCCUGUCUGUGAACAUCGGUUCCAGGUAUAACAUUGAGGGACAAUAAGUUGCUGAUACAUUAUCAUAAUACGUCAGUUUUAAAAAGUAUUGACUAAGUUGUAUAAUAGUACAGUUUUUCUUUUCAUUUUAUGUGUAUUUGUUCAUAUCGUGUUUAAGAUUUUACCGCUGCGGAUGUCUCUAACUUGUUUAUGGUACUUGUAACACGUGCACAUGUUUUGUUCUGCUCAACCUGGUGCUAGAGGGCGUGAACGGCAGCAUGAACAGGCUAAAUCAAACCGAGCCUGCAACAGUUUCAUUUUUGUCGUGUUGAGCGAUCUGAGGAGUAUCCACUUUUUAUGCCCCCUCCGAAGAAGGAGGGGUAUAUUAUUUUGCAGAUGUCGGUCGGUUUUUCGGCCGGUCGAUCUGCCGGUCGGUCGGUAUGUAGACCAAUCGGUUUCCGGAUGAUAACUCAAGAACGCUUGAGCCUGUGAUAAUGAAAAUUGCUAGGAAGGUUAGUCACGACCAGCACAUGAGCCCUAUUGAUUUUGAGUUUAGUAUGUUAAAGGUCCAUGUCACAGUGACCCGGAACAUUUAACGGUUUCCGAGUGAUAACUCAACAACUCUUGGGCCUAGAAUCAUGAAAGUUGAUAGGGAGGUUGGUCAGGACCAGCAGAUGACCCCUAUUGAUUUUGAGGUCAAGGUCACAGUGACCCGGAACAGUUAAACGGUUUCUGGAUGAUAACGCAAGCUUGGGCCUAGGGUCAUGAAAGUUGAUAGGGAGGUUGGUCCUGACCAGCAGAUGACCCUAUUGAUUUUGAUGUCAAAGGUCAAAGUCACAAUGACCCGGAACAGUUAAACGGUAUCUGGACGAUUACUUGAGAACGCUUGAGUCUAUGAUCAUGAAACUUUAUAAAGGGGUUGAUCAUGACCAGCAAAUGACCCCUUUUGAUUUUAUGUUAGUAGGUCAAAGAUCAAGGUCACAAUGACCCAGAACAGUUAACCGUUUCCGGACAAUAAUUUGAGAAUGCUUGGGCCUAGGAUCACGAAACUUAAUGUGGAGGUUGGUCAUGACCAGCAGAUGACCUCUAUUGAUUUGAGGUCAGUAGGUCAAAGGUCAAGAUCACAGUUGCCCGGAACAGUUAUACCGUUUUCGCAUUAUAACAUGAGAACGCUUGGAUCUAGGAUCAAGAAACUUAAUAAGGAGGUUGAUCAUGACUAGCAAAUGACCCGUUUUUAUUUUGAGGUCAGUAGGUCAAAGGUCAAGGUAACAAUGACCUGAAAUUGUCUGUUCCUUGUGCAAUUACUGAAUGCAUCAUUGGGAGACAUUUCGUGUUCUACGAGCCCUUGUUCUAUUUUUAUCAGUGUUUGAAAAUGAUAGUGCUUUUGCAAUAAUUCGUCGUCUUCGUCUUUCUAACAUGCAUAAAUGCAAGAAAUGAAUGAAGGUUGGAAAUAAUCUCAUAAUAAAAUACAUAUGUUAUAAUCAUCUUGUGAUAUAUUUUUGAUACUUCUGUGAUUAUUUGAAGUUACAUCAUAGUACUAACAAAUGAAGAAAGGAUAUUUGGAGAUCUAUGUACAUGAUGUCAUUUAUUUCAUGUUUUUCAAGUGGUUUACUGAAAUAAAACUUAUAUUAGGA